AUGCCAGAACCGCUCAAUUUUAUUUAUGAGACGGGUGGAGACACAAACCUAACCAGAGAAGACAAGACGGGAAUAAGGUCGAGGCGGAGAGCCAGAGCCCCAGCACCCGAUCCGCCGUCCCGCCGCCGCAGGAAGGACGUGCGGCAUGUGCAUGGCCUUCCUUGGGAGGCGGAGUGGAGGGACUGGGCGGCGCUGCCCCGCGACGUCCUGUGGGUCAUCCUGAGCCUUGUCCCGCAAGCCGACGUCCUCCGCGGCGCCGGCCGCGCGUGCGCCUCGUGCCGGCGGCUGGCCCUCGACGAGCCGCUACUGUGGCGGCACAUCGACCUCGCCGCUGACGAGGACGCGGACCCAGACCCACCGUCGGGCUGGCAGGCGAUGGCGCGUGCCGCCGCGGCGCAGCGCCGGCCGCUGCGAGUCCUUCCGCGGCCGCGUCAGCAGCACCUUCCUGCUCUUCCUCGUCAACAAGGCGCCAUUGCUGCGGAGCCUCCACGUGACGUGCUGGUACGACAUGGCGAGCAGGCACUUCAUCCACGCGGUGGCGAAGAAGCCCCUGAUGGAGCGAGCCUCGUUGGCCGCUCUCGUCAAGCACUGGCCGCGCCUCCGGCUGCUCCACGCCGGCGGCUGUCACACCUGGAGCCCGAUUGA
Aegilops tauschii subsp. strangulata is the source of this 645-nucleotide messenger RNA. RefSeq lists its product as uncharacterized. Gene Ontology annotation, molecular function: protein binding. The record is from RefSeq and is a predicted model, not a curated record. NCBI's taxonomy places the organism in Eukaryota, Viridiplantae, Streptophyta, Magnoliopsida, Poales, Poaceae.